Olea europaea var. sylvestris is the source of this 606-nucleotide messenger RNA. Its product is annotated as probable carboxylesterase 12. The transcript is spliced from 5 exons. Bases 1 to 606 code for a protein of 201 amino acids. NCBI's taxonomy places the organism in Eukaryota, Viridiplantae, Streptophyta, Magnoliopsida, Lamiales, Oleaceae. The record is from RefSeq and is a predicted model, not a curated record. Gene Ontology annotation, molecular function: hydrolase activity.
AUGAAGCCUCUGUCGGUGCGACUUUUCCUCCCCAAAAGUGCUACUGCUCACAGUCAAAAGCUUCUAUUCCUUAUCUAUAUCCACGGCGGCGAUUUUACUCUCAACUCUACGUUUUCUUUGCAAUACCACAACUAUGUCAAUACUCUGGCAGCUGAAGCUAAGGCUAUUACGGUGUCUAUUGAAUAUAGAUUGGCACCGGAACACGCUCUUCUGUGGACAAGGUCCGGAUCCAUGCUUAACGAUUAUGCAGAUUUUGAUAGGAUUUUCAUUGUUGGUGACAGUAUCGGAGCCAAUAUUGUGCAUCACAUGGCAAUCCAAACUGGCAUUAACGAUAUCAAAAUAUUGGGUAUAAUUUUGGUUCAUCCGUUCUUUGCGAAUGAUGAAGCAAGCUACUGGUGUGGCGACGGCCUCGGUGCUAAUCAUGAUAGUGGUGAGACUGUGGUGGUCAGGAUGUUGGUGAUGGUGAUGGCUGUGAUGGAGGAGACGAUGUUGCUGUCGGUGCAGGUGAUGGUUCUGGGGGCAAUGAUGGCGGUGAUAUUGUUGGAGGCAGUGGUUUUCAUAAAGGUUGGGGUGGUCACAGAUUAUUUGUUUGAUUAUGACCAUUGA